Orbicella faveolata is the source of this 2824-nucleotide messenger RNA. RefSeq lists its product as uncharacterized. Lineage: Eukaryota; Metazoa; Cnidaria; Anthozoa; Scleractinia; Merulinidae. The record is from RefSeq and is a predicted model, not a curated record. Gene Ontology annotation, cellular component: cytoplasm.
CUCUUGUUUAGAUGAGGCUAAGUAAACACGGAAAAAGUGCUCUAUUGCUUAAUUCAGUCUGUAUUCUGCACAAUCCUAUUGCAUGACCUAAGCACAAUUUCACACAGGGAUACCUCUUAUUCCAGAGUCCAGUGACCAUUAGACUAGCAGACCCCUGAUGACAGUAGCUUGGCAAAACAUUAAUUAUCAAUUUUAUUGUUUACAGCAAAUGCAAAAACUGUAAAUUAUCUAAUUGCUGCUGAUGGAAAUCCAUGGGUUUGGGUGUUGGGAGAAGAUGAAGAUGACAAACAAGACUUUUAUGAAGUGUUGAAGAAGAGGAAAGAGUUAGAGGCUGAGGCAGAAGAUGAAAAGAAAGCAAAAGAACUUGCUCAUAAAGAGAUUGAAGAGAUGAAGAGGAAGGAACUUGAAAGGUUGGAAGAAGAAAGACAAUGGAAAGAAGAGCAGGAGAGGUUAGCAAGGGAGGCCGCAGCCAGGGAAGCUGAAAAGAAAAGGCUUGAAGAGGAAGCAAAGAUUGCUGCACAAAAAGCAGAAGAGUUGAGGAAAGAGGAAGAAAGGAAACGUCAAGAAGAGGAGAGAAAGAAACGAGAAGAGGAACAACGUAGAAAGCAAGAGGAAAGACGGAAACAGGAGGAAGAAAGGAAGCGACGCGAGGAAGAGGAAAGAAGAAAGGAAGCUGAGCUAAGAGAGAAACGAAAGGCAGUUGAAGAGAAACGAAAAGCUGAAGAAGAAAAGAGAAGGUUAGAAUUAGAGAAGAGAAGGGAAGUAGAAGAACUUGCUAGAAAGAAAGCUGAAGAGGCUCAGAGAAAAGCUGAAGAGGAAAGAAAAGCAAGGGAGAAGGCCUUAGAGGAGUCACGAAGAAAGAAACUUGAACAGGAAGCGCUUGAAAAAGCUCGUCAACUGGAAGAAGAGAAGCGAAGAGUGGAAGAACAGCAAAAAGAAGCAGAGAGGAAGCAAAGAGAGGUGAUAGCUCGUCUACAGCAAAGGAAAGCAGAAAAAGAGCGUAGAGAGAAAGAACUAUUGGAAAGUGAAACUAAACGAGCGCAAGAAAUUUACGUUAGCUUGAGGAAGGUGCGCGAAGCGCUUAAAAAGAAAGAAGAAGACGAAAUGAAAAAAGAGGAUGAAGCCUGGAGACAACAGGAACUAAAGGCUCAAGAGGAGGAACAACGAAGACGAAGCUCUGUCAGCUUAGCGCGGAGAGAGGUAAUAAGAGAACGAGAAGAGGCUAAGAGGUUAAGCAUGGUAGAGGGUCCAAGGAGAUCAUUCAGUGUUAAACCACAGAGGCCGCCUCCUCCUGUGCCUGCUAGCAGACCAGGAGAUAACAAGCCUGCGCUUCCUGCCAGACCCCCGCCUCCCAGCAACAGAAUCUCAAUGCCCCCAGCAGUCGCAGCGGCCCCAGCGGCCCCACUAAGACCGAAAAGGAGUGUAAAACCCAAGAACAAAAGAAACGUGAUCGAGUGGUUUCAACAGGAAGAACUUGUUAAGAGAAUCUGCUACGAUGGUGAUAAGAUACUACCUUAUUUUCAUGGAAUCAUCUCUCGGCAAGAUGCUGAGAACUUACUUGUUAACAAGCCUCCAGGUUCGUUUUUGGUCCGUGUCAGUGAAAGGGUCUGGGGAUACACCAUCACUUACCGUGCCCCGGAGCGCUGCAAGCAUUAUCUUGUAGACACCAGCGAGAACACUUAUCAGUUUUUUGGCCACAAUCAGAUCGCACACGAAACUCUGAAAGAUUUAGUGGAAUUUCAUAAAAUUAGGCCAAUCACUGGAGUCGGCCAAGAACUUUUAAAACUUCCCUGUGGUCAAGAUAGCGAGCCACCAGAUUACCAAGAGCUUUUGACAUCUGUAGAUAAUCCAGAGUCUUUCUCGACGAAACUUUAAUGAUCACUAGUGCCGAGGAUUUCUGUGAAAACUGUAAGAAGACAUCGUACAACCGUAUAAUGUCUUUAUUUAGAGAUAAAAUAACGAUGAACGACCGACCGAUGGUAGUAUUGUCGAAUUCUGAUUCCACCGGGGCAUCCUGAUAUGUUUUGCAUUUUACCCCUAGGUCACUGUUGAGCUGACUUUUACUGCGUAAAGUUAAUGCCGUUCAGUUUAACGUACGUAGCGAGGGUAGAACGUUUUCUUGUGUUCCGUUGCAGUUAAAACCUAGGGAAGCAAAAAGAACAAGAAAAAAAUUGCGUUUUUGUUUCAGUAGCUUCUUUGUUCUUAGUUGGAUCCGCUGGAUAAACCUUUUCACACCGGCACCUUUGUUAAGUUUGCUGUGAGCUUGGAACUCAAUCUCCGAAGACAUUUCGACUUCACUCCCAGUUGGUCGGUCAUUCAUAUUUGAAUUGUGACUUAGUAAACUAUUGUUAAGAAACUAUUGCUUUAUUUUGAAUCUCCCGCGAUAGACUUGUGUCCAACAAACACUUUAAGUGUACUGUAACUCUUAUCACAAUUAUCGACUAAAGUUUUGAAAAGAAAUCAAAUUACUAUAAUAUAGCCAGAGUAUAGCAUUGAUAAAUUAAUAAAUAUUAAUGUCCUCAUAUUUUGGUUAGCACAGAGAAACAAAUUAUCUGUAAGAUUUUUUCAGAAGACAAUUUCAGCAUGAUCUGGACUAAAACAAAAUUGCCAGUAACGUAGUUUUAGCAGCUAAGACGAAGAGCGUGUUUGCAUCCAUUCCACUGACUCUGUUGAGUUCCAAGCAUCUUAACUGAUUGAGAGUUUAAUUAGAUGAUUAUCUCCAUUCUCCACAACUUAUGCUUCACAGUGUAUCGAUAUUAUAAGAGAAAUUAGAUUUUGAUUAGUCCUGGGAAUUAAAUCAGCAAUAAAUGAAACAUUUUUUCAG